Molecule: messenger RNA, 1242 nt
Organism: Bombyx mandarina (wild silkworm)
Lineage: Eukaryota; Metazoa; Arthropoda; Insecta; Lepidoptera; Bombycidae
Gene: Papst2
Product: adenosine 3'-phospho 5'-phosphosulfate transporter 2
Biological process (GO): 3'-phosphoadenosine 5'-phosphosulfate transport; transmembrane transport
Cellular component (GO): Golgi membrane; endoplasmic reticulum membrane
Molecular function (GO): 3'-phosphoadenosine 5'-phosphosulfate transmembrane transporter activity
Source: RefSeq, a predicted model, not a curated record
UGUUGAAUUUAAUUUAUUUACAAAUUUAAAAAUUAAGCCACUAAGCAACAUGAAUAUUUAAAACAUAUCUGCCUUUACAUUAACAUUCCAGGAAACAAACAUAAGUGAUGUGUAAUGGAAACGUCAUCAGAUAAAAUGAAUUCUGUGAAGGAAACCUUCAUAAGGAUAGAUGAUGAGAACAGCAGAACAUCAAAAACAGAAAUCAAUAUAUUAUGCUUUGACAUAACAAAUUACAGUCAAUUAACUCAGUUCCUGUCUUGUUCGAUAUUCGUUUUUAUAUUCUAUUUAGCUUAUGGAUACUUCUUAGAAUUAAUAUUUGCAAAACCGGAAGUGAAGCCAGUCAGUUUGUAUAUAACCUUAGUGCAAUUUAUGAUUACGAUGUUAUUGAGUUACGGAGAAUCAUGGAUAAGAAAUCCUAUCAAAAGGAAAGUUCCACUAAAAACUUAUGCAGUUUUAGCUGCAUUGACAUUAGGGACAAUGUCAUUUUCGAAUUUAGCUUUAAGUUAUUUGAACUAUCCAACUCAGUUGAUAUUCAAGAGCUGUAAACUUAUACCAGUUAUGAUUGGUAGUAUUAUCAUAAUGAGGAAACGUUAUUCGUUUUUGGAUUAUGUAGCGGCAAUUGUUAUGUGCGUAGGACUGACUAUGUUUACUCUGGCUGACUCCAGCACAUCACCGAAUUUCGAUUUGAUUGGCGUUCUAGUUAUAUCGUUAGCAUUACUAUGCGACGCAAUAAUCGGAAACGUACAAGAGAAAGCAAUGAAACAGUACCAAGCUUCAAAUAACGAAGUUGUUUUCUAUUCAUAUGCGAUUGCAUGUGUUUACCUUGUCUGUAUUACUGUAUUCAGUGGUAUACUAGUUGACGGAUUUGCUUAUUGUGCUGAGACACCAGUUGAAAUGUACCGGAACAUAUUUCUUCUAAGUCUGAGCGGUUAUAUGGGCCUGCAAGCGGUGUUGACGCUGGUGAGGAUAUGCGGUGCGACGGUGGCCGUUACCGUCACCACGAUGAGGAAAGCUCUCUCGAUAAUCAUAUCAUUCUUGUUGUUCAGCAAGCCUUUUGUCUUCCAGUACGUUUGGUCGGGAUCUCUAGUGGUUUUAGCCAUUUACAUAAAUCACUACAGUAAAAAGCAUCCUCACUACGUACCGGCCUCACUGUCUAGUUGCUGGCAACAAAUAAGGAACUAUUACGAUUCAGAAUACAGAUAUCUUAAGAUGAAAACUAAAAUGUACACUGAUACGGUGUAA